AUGCCAUCGAGCUCCGACAAAGCAGAUGUAUUCCCAGACUCUCUAGAUGAGCACUUGAACCCACUCACUCAGUUUUUCACCUCGGAUCUCGACAAGGAGAUCCUCGCGUCCAUCCCCAAGGAUGCUCCCAAUGUUAACUGGUGCCGCCGCACAAAGCCUUCCGGGAAGGUCAAGGUGUUUGCAAAAGGUGUGGAGAGUGGUGAAACAGCCCGCGCAGCUGCAGCAGACCGAUUCGGUCGACAACCUCCCUCUGGUCACAACUGUCGGCGGUGCCAGUCUGGUGGCGCCAGUCCCUUUGCCCGGUGCAAAGUUGCAGUGACUGUGUCGGGCCAACUGCUGUUCAAGGGCAAUUGUCUGAGCUGCGCCUUCCACGGUCUUCAGUGCAGCAAUAGUAAGUGGCUUAUUCUGAGCUCCUCCGGAUUUGGUUCUAAUGGCCUUGGAAAAUCAUUGACGACCCCCAAGCCCGACACGAAGAAGCUGAAAGCUACCGAUAGUGGCACCGCCGAUGCUUCACUUCUCUCCAACUCUAUUCUUACCCCUAUUCAGCCGGGCUCGAAACGCCCGCCUGUGGACCUUGAGUUGUACCACUCCCCCACGGAACACGAGGCCCACCGCGAUGACCUAGUGAAGGCUCGCGAUACCCACCAGAAGAUCCUAGAUGUCUGCAAGAGGGCUCAGUGGGAUGCCUACAAAUUCGAAAAGCGCAUUCGACAGCUUGAGGCCCAGACAGCAAAGAGCCCGAUUCAAAAUGCGUGGGAUGAAUCGGACCAGGAGAUCGAGUGA
Molecule: messenger RNA, 783 nt
Organism: Penicillium alfredii
Lineage: Eukaryota; Fungi; Ascomycota; Eurotiomycetes; Eurotiales; Aspergillaceae
Exons: 3
Coding region: 1-783 (260 amino acids)
Source: RefSeq, a predicted model, not a curated record